Molecule: messenger RNA, 2721 nt
Organism: Hypoxylon trugodes
Lineage: Eukaryota; Fungi; Ascomycota; Sordariomycetes; Xylariales; Hypoxylaceae
Exons: 2
Coding region: 218-2557 (779 amino acids)
Biological process (GO): L-lysine biosynthetic process
Molecular function (GO): 4 iron, 4 sulfur cluster binding; homoaconitate hydratase activity
Source: RefSeq, a predicted model, not a curated record
AUUUAAUUCGUGCUUCAGGAUCUACCCAAAUCGAGAACGAUGUCGGAGGUUCAAAUAAUAUCCUCCGAACAAGUAAAAUUAAAAAAUUAAAAAUAAAGAAACGAAGAAAAAACAAUUAAUAGAAGUCUCGAUUCUUAUUUUCUUCCAAGACGGCAAUAUCAAUUAGUCUAAUUGAAAGCCAUGACCUCGCCGCAAGAAUAAUAGGUUAUACUCAAAUAUGCGUGGUUGCAUAACAAGGACGCUGGCGACCAGAGCUGGAUUCGCAGCUCGUCGCCAUCAUGACGCCUUCUACCAUGUGAUGCGCCCGCCAGUAACCCGCUCUUUCACAGUUUUGCCCCGACGUCCACAGAGCGCAUUUCACUCUCAGAUAGAAGAUCCCUCCUCCUCGGCCAUACUCGCUUCCUUCAACGCGCCCUCCCCGACCCCGCAAACCCUUACCGAGAAGAUCGUACAGAGGUAUUCGUUAGGCCUUGCACCUGGGAAGAAGGUGAAGGCAGGCGAUUAUGUCACUCUAUCCCCUCACCACUGCAUGACGCAUGAUAAUUCAUGGCCCGUUGCGCUCAAGUUCAUGUCAAUUGGCGCCUCCAAGAUCCACGACAACAAGCAGAUUGUCAUGACUCUCGACCACGACGUGCAGAAUAAAAGCGAAACAAAUCUUAAAAAAUACCAACAGAUCGAGAAUUUCGCUAGGCAACAUGGUGUCGACUUCUAUCCUGCUGGGAGGGGUAUCGGCCAUCAAAUUAUGGUCGAAGAAGGUUACGCGUGGCCGGGCACUGUUACCGUCGCCUCGGAUAGUCACAGCAAUAUGUAUGGGGGUGUAGGUUGUCUUGGUACUCCGAUAGUGCGAACCGACGCGGCCAGCAUCUGGGCUACCGGCAAAACCUGGUGGCAGAUUCCUCCGAUUGCCAAAGUCACUUUCACAGGAAUUCUCCCCCCCGGUGUGACCGGAAAGGAUGUCAUCGUUGCCUUGUGUGGUCUAUUUAAUAGUGACGACGUGCUGAACCACGCGAUCGAAUUCACCGGCUCCGAAGAAACCAUGUCAAGCAUACCUGUUGAUGACCGGCUCACCAUUGCUAACAUGACUACUGAAUGGGGCGCCCUGACGGGACUUUUCCCUAUUGAUUCGGUCUUAAAGACGUGGUUGCGCGCCAAGGCUACCACGUCCGCCGUCCUAGGUGAUGGUAUUGCGUUGAACCAAUUCGCCCAUACGAGAAUCGACGACCUUGUCCAAAACCAAUUGACCACUGACCCCGGCGCUACAUACGCCAAGUCUCUCUAUUUGAACUUGUCCACUCUGUCACCGUUCGUUUCAGGGCCGAAUUCUGUCAAGGUUGCCACUCCUCUUCGCGAUCUAGAAGCGAAGGAUAUAAAACUCAAUAAAGCCUAUUUAGUCUCGUGCACUAAUUCGAGGGCCUCGGAUCUAGCUGCCGCUGCGAGGGUAUUCAAAGAGGCUGCUCUCAAUGGAACGGAACCGAAAGUAGCUCCCGGUGUGAACUUUUACAUCGCUGCUGCGUCUCUCACGGAACAGCAGGUGGCUGAGGAGACUGGCGAUUGGCAAGUGCUCUUGGAUGCCGGCGCGCAACCCUUGCCAUCCGGUUGUGGGCCUUGUAUCGGCCUCGGCACUGGCUUACUUGAGCCCAGUGAGGUCGGCAUUAGCGCUAGCAACCGCAACUUCAAGGGGCGUAUGGGCUCGACCGAAGCCAAGGCCUAUCUUGCGAGCCCCGAAGUCGUCGCUGCUAGCGCAUUGCAAGGCAGGAUUGCUGGCCCUGGAUGGUAUCAGAAGCCUCAAGGCGUGGAGAAAGUUAUCAUUGGCGAGGGCAACGGUAAUGUCGAGCAAGACAAAGCUAUGAGUAUCGAGGAUGCAUUGGAGAAGAUCAUCGCGCAAGCAGACAGCAUCAUAUCUGGUGUGGAGCAAAACGUAGCCGGUGGCGAGGCUUUAGAGUCCAGCAAUGGUGAAGAGACGCUUACGGACAUUCUUGCUGGCUUUCCUGAAAAAGUAGAAGGAGAGAUUGUUUUCUGUGACGCCGACAAUAUAAACACAGAUGGUAUUUACCCGGGAAAGUACACAUAUCAGGAUAAUGUCUCCGUUGAAAAAAUGGCUGAAGUUUGCAUGGAGAACUAUGACAAGAACUUCCGAGAGAUCGCAAAGCCAGGCGACAUCCUCGUCGCAGGUUUUAAUUUUGGAUGUGGUAGCUCACGCGAGCAGGCUGCCACUGCUAUCCUUGCCAAAGAGAUUCCGCUUGUUGUCGCGGGCAGCUUUGGCAACAUAUUUAGUCGUAAUAGUAUCAACAACGCCUUGAUGGGUGUCGAGGUACCAAGAUUAGUACAGAGACUACGUGAAACGUUUCGAACCGGGACAGACGGAGAAAAGGCGCUGUCACGACGGACAGGCUGGAAAUUCCUCUGGGAUGUUCGACGGAGCAAGGUCACAGUUACGGAAGGCGAGGGUGGCCAAGUAUGGAGUCAAAAGGUGGGUGAAUUGCCUCCAAAUGUACAGGAAAUUAUUGCUCGUGGUGGGCUUGAGAAGUGGGUUAAACAUCAAAUCUCAUCGACAUAGCGUAGAUAUACCUGUGUUAUCUAGUGUACAUCCCUGUACAUAACUCCCGUACAUAGGUUAGGUAGAGAAGGAGAAGGAAAAGCAAAAAUAUCCACCCGCCCACAGAUAUAAAUCUCCUUUCUUGUGCAGAGCAGGCGAUCCGUCACUUUGAACGAUUGUUACCU